Messenger RNA from Colletotrichum chrysophilum, 738 nucleotides. RefSeq lists its product as uncharacterized. The transcript has 6 exons. The coding region runs from base 1 to 738 and encodes 245 amino acids. Gene Ontology annotation, molecular function: methyltransferase activity. Lineage: Eukaryota; Fungi; Ascomycota; Sordariomycetes; Glomerellales; Glomerellaceae. The record is from RefSeq and is a predicted model, not a curated record.
AUGCCGAACGACGAGAGAGAGAAUGAUCGCAUGGAUCUGCAACACAAUCUUUUCAUCCGGACCUUCGAUGAUCGACUCGGCACCGCGCCGUCCAAUAACACCGGCACAAAGGUUGGAAGGGUUCUCGACAUCGGCACCGGCUCUGGUAUCUGGGCCAUAGACUUUGGUGACGAGCACCCCGAAUCAGAAGUCAUUGGCGUGGAUCUUUCUGUUGUCCAGGCAGGCUUCGUGCCGUCGAACGUUACUUUCGAAGUUGACGACAUCGAGGAGCCUUGGACCUUCUCGAACGGGUUCGACUACAUUCAUAGCCGAAUGAUGACUGGGAGCAUUAGUGAUUGGGACAAGUAUCUCCAGAAGUGUCACGACAACCUCAACCCUAGGGGCUAUCUAGAGCUCAACGACAUCGAUACCGUAAUACCUCUCUCCGACGACAGAACCCUCACAGAAGACACGAACCUCAUGAAAAGCGUCCGCCUGUGGCACGAGGGCCUUGCCGGCCUAGGAAGACAUUUUCAGGAGUUCAGCCGCUUCAAGGACACCUUAGCAAAGCCCAAAGAUAAGAAGCACAAGGAACUUGGUAUCUGGAACCUUGAGAAAAUUGCCCCGCAUUGGGAUGGCUUCAUCAUGGCCCCCUUGACUCGAGCUCUGGGCUGGACGAAGGAGGAUGUGCUUGCCCUCGGCAAGGAUGCUCGUCGCGACUUUGCCGACAGAAACAUCCAUGCUUACUUCAACAUGUGA